This is a messenger RNA of Xyrichtys novacula (pearly razorfish), 5107 nucleotides long. NCBI's taxonomy places the organism in Eukaryota, Metazoa, Chordata, Actinopteri, Labriformes, Labridae. The record is from the annotation of a GenBank genome assembly.
AUAUAAGUCAUACCUGUCACCUGCUUGUCAUGUAAUACAGGUCAAGUGUGACCAGAUAAAUAUUCUUUGUCACUACCAGAUACCUCUUAAGGGUGUGAGCUUGUAGAGUAAACAUGGAUCAGCCCUCGAGCAGAAAAAUAGGAGCACACUUCCACUCCAAGAAUUGCUGUUCAUUAUUUGGUGACAGGAACUACACGACACAGGGAAAACAGUUAGGGUUUCAGCCUUUGAGUGAUCUAUUUUCUUAGGGUUUGUUUUGUUGGUGUACUUGGAGUACACGCACUGGACGGCUAAUUCAAUAACAUCAAACCCGUAUCGGUUAGGUUGUUGUUAAAGCAUCCAAAUGGAGAGAAAAACCUCAGCUUUGAGGUCGAUGAUUCAAAAGCAUCGUCUGAAGAAGGAGGAUUUGGACCCUCGAAACUGGAUGACACAGGACUCUAUGAGGGGCUUUACUGAUUUCAUACUGAACAAGCAAUCCGAGAAAGAUGCAGACAACAGUUUUGACACCAAAGAGAUGUGUAAGUAUGUGAAGAUGAAAAACAACACGGGGAAAGGUAGAAAAUAAACUCAACUUUUAAUUGUAAGAAAAAUACAGUAUUUGGAGCAUUUGUUCAGAACAGUAUUUGGGGUUGCUCUGUCAAAGCUGGACGUAAUCAUUACACUUUUCUCUUAGUAUACUGAAUGGAUAUUUGUCGUAUGAACUACUUUGCAAGAAUAAAAAAUUGAAACAGGCUGAAACUGUUAGCGUAUACUGGGUACAUCAUGUCCCUCGACACCAAUAAUUGGUUGUGUGUCUAACCUGAACACACUGAUAUGUAAAACAUUAAACAUACAAAACUCUUAAACACUCCUGUCUUUGUCUUUGUGCAGUGCUUGAAGCAGAGAAGCAGUUUAUGGACGCAGCGAAGAAAAACGAUGUUGAGACCAUGAAGACUCUUGGAAAAGGCCUGAAUGCCAAUGCAAGAAAUGUGGUGGGUUCAAAUACAAACCCGCUGUUUGCGUUUAAGUACACUGUUUAGCCCAAUUUCUCACCAAGAAAUAAAAAAGCAUGUAGACUAAAAACAUUUUAAAACUGAAUAACAGAGUGUACUUCCUUCAGCAUGACAGGACUGCCCUUCACUAUGCAGUGGCAGGCAGAAAUAAAGAAGCGGUGCAGUUUCUUCUACAGCGCAGGGUCAAAGUGGACCAAAAGGACAAGGUAGGAGGAUGGAGAUAUUUGCAUCUGAACUCUUGGAUUACAGAAUAUUGUGGAAUAUAUCUAAUUAUUUCUGUUUUGUGUGCUGACAGUAUGGCGUGGCACCCAUUCAUCUGGCCGCCUGGUUCGGCAGUUUAGAGAUCUUGAAAUUAUUAGUGCAGGCUGGAGCCGAGCAGAAGGUUGAGAAUGAGGUGAAAAAUGACGACCUUGAAUUCAGUUCUUUUGCUUCAUAAUGGUCUAAGAAAACUGGGAUUGUUACAUUGACUUACAGUGCUCAGGAUAAAUGAGUACCCCCCUUCAGAGUUGUCAGAAAACCUUUCAUUUUCUUUCAAAAUCAACAUUUUCUAUGUCAGACUAAACAAAAUAUUCCCCUAAAUGUAGGCCAUUUGAUUGCAAACAAGAUUUUUUGAGUUGCAUACAAAGUAUUUUUUCCAAUUUAAAAUCAGGAUGCAAAAAUGAGAACACCCCAAUCAAAAUUCUGGAAGCAAAGCUAAAUUUUAGUUACUGUUUCCCCCUUAUUUUCAUCUUAUGGUAAAUAAAAUGUUAAGUUAAAAUCAGCUUUGUCGAAACUUUUGAAAUUGUACUUUUGCUCAUCUAGGUAUUUAGUAAUAAAUUGCUUGUAGUAGGGGGUGUACUAACUUAAACUGGGCACUGUAUGUCCACUUAUGACUUGAUUAAGCUUCAUUGUCCAGGAUUGGUCUUUUUUUCUACCUCAGGAAGGUCUGAACAUCUUGCACUGUGCUGCCAUCAACAACCACACAGAUAUUGUUGAGUAUAUCGUCAAUGACCUACAGAUGAAAGAACUGGACAACAAUGACAAGGUACAAACUUUUAACAAGGCAACUGCAAGACUCUGGACAUAUUUUCUGCCUAAGUUCAGAAGACAAACGUCGUUAUUUCUUCCUUAAUUUUGUUAUUUCAGUCAGGACAUCGGGCCUUUUUGUUGGCAGCAAAGCAUGGUUGCGUUGAAAUGUUGGAGUUGCUAUUGGACCCAUACAAUAUGGCCACCAUGAAGCCUAAUAAGGUGUGUGUAGAGAUAAUUGGUUUUUUAUCUAUAUGCAUCUAUCAAUAUUAUGUGGCAGUUUAUUCCCACCUGAGCACGCAUUUGUGUCACAUCUGCAAGAGGCCUCAAAGUCAAACCUUCUUUGAUGCGAGUUGUUUCCCUCCCUCCCUGCUGCCAGAGGGGGGACACGCCCCUGCACUUAGCUGCCAGGAACGGUCACUUGGACGCCAUCCAACUGCUGCUGCAGAGCUUUGAUACACGGGAUGAAGUCAACACGGUACACAAUCAUUGUAAACAUCCUUUCUAUCACAGUCUGGUUUGUGACAGUGUGUGUUCAGCGGCUAAUCCACUGCUGGAUGGUGGCUCUAGUUCGGAUUGAUUAAGAUGUAUCCAACAUGUGCUGGAAACUACAACAGCAAACCUCGCCCCUAACUUCAGCUCCGAUAAGUUGAUUGUUUUGAUAAGAUGAGCGUGUUGCUGCUGGUCAGUGAUACAUCUUUAAUCCAUUUUAGCUUAGUGAUAACUAACAUAUGAAUAUGACUACUCUGUUUUAAGGAUGUCGAAAGACUUAAUCAAUCAAUAUGAAAUCAAAUGAUAAAAAUGUAAUGUUUGCAGCCAUCAGUAUAUGAAUGUGGUGUAAAUAAGUGAAAGUGACAAGUAAUAUAUUGAAAGAGAAGAAAGACCUGUCAAAUUUAUCUUGUUCAUCUUGUUAGAGUUUGCUGUAGUUGUUAUUCAGCACCACGACUCCCUCUUUUCAUUUUAGGAUGGCGAGACAGCUCUGUACCAGGCUGCAGACAAUGGGCAUGAAGGAUGUGUCCAUGUCCUGCUGGAUGCUGGCUGUGAUCCCGACAUCCUCACAACGGUACACUUAACCUGCCCUGUUAUUAAUGAUGUACUAUUACUGGAAGACAGUGUAGGUUAAUCCAUCAUGCAGCAAAGUAUUUAUGAGGUAAAUGAUGUUUUUGUAUGAAGAGUGAGGCCUACUGUUUUGCAGGCCAAUUGCAGUGCUCUUCAUCCAGUUGCAGAGAGAGGGGAAACCUCUCUUGUGCAACUUCUGCUGGAGUACAAAGCCAACGCUGACUUCAAGAAUCAGGUGAGCAAACACGAGCUAGGUGGCAGUAGUGCACUCUUUCAAUAAGCACAUUACACAUCCUCUCCUAAGCCAACUCAAGAUAUUUUCACCUUUAGCACCAAGAAGCUCCUCUCCACUUGGCAGUGAAACACAGUCACAUCCCCAUCAUCCAUUCUCUGCUGGAGGCAGGCUGUGAUAUUAAUGUCACAGAUAAGGUAUGACCCUGCAAAAAGGGGGACAAACUAUGUUUAUAUAAUUCAAGAAACAAAUAGCGUAACUCAAUUUUGCAUUGUGUUUUCCUCUGCAAUGUCACAAACUCUUAGAGAUCCCAGACUGUAAUGCAUAUUGCUGCUGAGCUGGCCAGAAUAGAGGUGGUGGAAAUGCUUCUUAAAGCAGGGCUGGAUCUGACACUCAAGGAUAAGGUAAGACUUUUUGCAAACUCUACCAGCUAACAUAGUGUAGGUACCUUCAAACACUGUACCAAGGAAUUCCCUUAUGCUUAAAUUAAUACUCAGAUAUAACAUCAUUUUUAAAAGGCAAUGCAGCAUUAAAACUGUGAUGAAAACUAGAGCUUACAGAUCUAACUAUGCAUUUUUUUUUUGUCUGAAAUUGUGUGUGUACAUGUUGCAUUUGGAGCAGCAAGGUAAAACAGCUCUGGGUGUAGCAGUGAGAGCAGACGAGGUGAUCAUUGUGGACAUGAUCAUUAAAGCAGAAAGAUACUAUGGCUGGAGGAGGGUAAGUAGGUAAAGUUAUAUACACAACUCUUCGCUGUCAUCGUCUGUGUGAUAAUCUGUUUUUUAAGAGUGAAAAUAAACAUUUUUAUCCCUUUAAUCCCAACACCACAGUCUACACAACUUUAAUCCAUCACAAAAACAUAGACAGUUAAAAAUAAUUCAUCUCUGAGAUAUUUGAUAGCCAAUCAACCAUCAAUUCAAUUUCGGUUGCACCUUUUUGAUUUUUACAAUGUUAACCUUGACUUUCAUAUUGUUAAUCAUGCUUGAGUGUCUUUCCAAUAAUCUCUGCCCAUGCCCCUGUGCUCCCUGAGACUUGUGGCCUUUGUCAAUCUGCUGACAUGAUUUAAUUGCCCUUUCAGGCCAACCCUGAGAUUAAUGAGAGUGUACACAGCGAGCAUCCGCUAUCAUUUAAACUCGACCACCGCUCUGAGACCAAGCAGCUCCGUAUGAUGGCCUGGCGUCUUGCGUACGAGCUCCUGAAACCGGGAGACUGGAAAAAACUUGCAGAACACUGGGGCUUCACCAAAGAACAAGUGUUGGCCAUUGAGCAGCAGUGGACAGGUGCCAUAACUCACACUGACUGAACAGACACAUGACAAUGCAUUUGACAGCUGAUUAAAACUGCUAACUCAGGAACCUGUGGAAUAAAAUACCCUACCAUAAGAAGAAACCUCAAAAAAUCUUCAAUGACAUUUAAAUUUUCUUAAAUUUCCCAUUCCUUCAACAGGUCUUCAGGUUCAUUUAAUCAAAUAAUUGUUUUCUUAACUGUACAGCUGUUUGUUUUUCCAUAGGCCAGCACAGCUUUAAGGAGCAUGGGAACAGGAUGCUGCUGAUCUGGCUCCACAGGGAGGAGUUGAUUCAGAAGAGCCCUAACAAAGAACUCUACCAGAGUCUUAUCCUCAUAGGGAACAGAAAAGCUGCAAGUAAAUUCUCUUCAUGUCUAUCAAAACGUAUCAAAAGAGGAUUUUUGUGUGUGCCAAACUGUUAUUACAAAGUGUUGAUUUGUCUUACAGAUAAGAUUCGGAUGGAGGCAGAGAGUACCAGCAAUAAGGGCUGCAGCAUUUCGUGAGACAAAACAAAGAAACAUAGGAAAUGAUAAAACA